Penicillium mononematosum is the source of this 2214-nucleotide messenger RNA. RefSeq lists its product as uncharacterized. The coding region runs from base 1 to 2214 and encodes 737 amino acids. The transcript has 3 exons. Lineage: Eukaryota; Fungi; Ascomycota; Eurotiomycetes; Eurotiales; Aspergillaceae. The record is from RefSeq and is a predicted model, not a curated record.
AUGGUGCUGUCGCUGCCAGUCCCCUUCUCUAGAUCCUCCGCAUCCCGCCCCGCUGACGGCACGCAAUCUCACCGAAAGUCAUCCUCCGCUUCUUCAACCAGCUCCUCGUCCAGUCGCAAUGCCGGAAAGCCAUCUCUAGGACAGACUGGCUCCUCUCCAAACAGCUACUCCAUCACCCUCGAAGCGCUACGAAAUAACCCUUUUGGCAGUGCCUCCCGAUCCCGCCCCAUCCAGCUCUCGGCCCACAAAACAGAGGAACACAAGCGGGAACUAGAGGAACUCAAUACUGCACUCGAGACUCUGGUUCGAAUCUUCCCCGAUGUACAGAUAGAGGUGUUUCGUGAGCUGCUGCUACGAUUCGACGGACAGAGCCGGUUACAAGUGUGCGUGGAGGAGCUACUCAGGCACAAGAAGAAAUGGGUUUCGGGCCGGUGGAAUCUCCCGGAAAGAACCACCGAAACUGAGGCAGAGGGGAGUGCCCACACAGCUCCUGGGGCCGGAAGCUUUGCUCGACAGGACGUUGGCAAUGGUGGCCUGGUCGCUCCCGAUGAGCGGUUUCGGUCCGAUGAAUACAAGGCCGCUGUGCGGAUGGCCAUGACAAGAGAAUAUAACAGUCUGAACAAAAGUACAGUGGAGGCUGUCCUAGCUGAAGUGAAUUUCAGCUAUGCUCGGGCUCGACCGACGCUCCGAGAUCUGUCGCGUCGGACAUGGCGCGCGACAUUUAACAGCAUGUUCCCGUCUUUCAGGCGAAAGAAGGACCGCGAAGAACAUCCGCUUCUGACUUGGCAUCGUCGAGCAGACGGGGAACUUGUUCCUCAGAAGCGUGAAGAGCAGCGUGAUAAGGAUUUCCGAUUUGCUUCAGAGUUGAACGAGAAGGAAGCCCAAGAACUCAAUGCCCUUUACGAAUGCGAGUGUUGUUUCGCCGACGUGACAUUUGAGCAGAUCGCGACAUGUUCAACCAAUACUCAUGUCAUUUGCUACCACUGCAUCCAGAGAACCGUAUACGAAGCGUUGUUUGGACAGGGUUGGGGCAAGUCUGUCGAUCUGGAGCGCUCUACUUUGAAAUGUCUUGCGCCGUUAUCAGUCGGGUCGUGCGAGGGAUGUCUUCAUCCGGAGAUUGUCAAGCAGGCAAUUCUUCUCGACACGGCUGGCUUCGAGACAUACCGCAAAUUCGAAGAUCGGCUCUCCUCUGAGGCGCUUAUGAAGUCCCAGCUGAAGCUUGUUAGAUGUCCAUUCUGCUCAUAUGCUGAAAUCGACCCAGUAUACCACCCUUCAUCCCAUGGUGUCCGCUGGCGGUUCCGUCGUGACGGUGGCAUUAUUCCUACGAUUUUGAUGACCCUUCUCCUCCUUGACCUUGUCCCCUUACUUGUAAUCCCUGUUUUUAUUCUGCUCCUUUGGGACCCAGCUACCGUAACAGCGGUCUUCGGGAAUGCCAUUCGUAACCUCCGUCUCAAGAUCCGACCAAAACGAUUCGCCUGUGCCAACCCCUCCUGCUCACGCAUUAGCUGUAUGACAUGCCAGAAAUCGUGGCGAGAUCCACAUGUGUGUCAUGAGCCGUUACUCCUGGACUUGCGCGCUACCGUUGAGGCUGCCCGCACCGCUGCCGUGAAGCGCACCUGUCCCCGCUGCUGCCUCUCAUUCGUCAAGUCCUCGGGGCACUUGGUCGUCCUAUACGAACUGCUGCGCCUGCCCGUGCCCCCCCGCGGGUUAGAUGCCUUUGAUGGCCCGGGCGAUAUAGCCGACGAUCCAUUUAACGAUGAACAGGUUGCAGGCAACAUGUCCGACGACGACGAAUUUGAAGAACCAGAAGGCUACAAACACUUCUGCGAGCACUUCCGCAUCAACCCUGGGUCCCGCUGCACAGAAUGCACCAAGUGCAAUCUCUACCAAGCAGAAGACGAGGAAGCCGUCGCCCGCCGCGCGGGCGAGAAAGCCGAGCGUGAAUGGCGGAUCAGACAAGGCGCUUCCGGUGCCAACAAUCCAACUUCAGCUGCUGGAUUCCGCAAUGUCAAUCAUGAUUUAUCGACAGGGACCGAUAGCCACUCUACGAAUCGCCGCGCGACGGCUUCAAUUUGGGAUCUGCAGCUUACAUCUUUGAGUAGGCUGUGGGGUUAUUGGCUCAGUGAUGUGUGGGCUGAUGGACGGUGGAGACUCGAGGGUCAGGCUUUUGCGGACUGGGUUGUGGAACGGGUGAUCGAAGUUGAGGACGUAUGA